Mirounga angustirostris (Northern elephant seal) is the source of this 3202-nucleotide messenger RNA. It is a transcript of the gene KCNT2, whose product is annotated as potassium sodium-activated channel subfamily T member 2. Gene Ontology annotation, cellular component: plasma membrane. The coding region runs from base 1 to 2922 and encodes 973 amino acids. Gene Ontology annotation, biological process: potassium ion transmembrane transport. The transcript has 23 exons. The record is from RefSeq and is a predicted model, not a curated record. Gene Ontology annotation, molecular function: outward rectifier potassium channel activity; intracellular sodium-activated potassium channel activity. NCBI's taxonomy places the organism in Eukaryota, Metazoa, Chordata, Mammalia, Carnivora, Phocidae.
AUGUUGCUGUUUCAUUUUGUUUCAGUGGCAUUGAUAAGUUUAUUUGAAACAAUACUACUUGGUUAUCUCAGUUAUAAGGGAAACAUCUGGGAACAGAUUUUACGAAUACCCUUCAUCUUGGAAAUAAUUAAUGCGGUUCCCUUCAUUAUCUCAAUCUUUUGGCCUUCCUUAAGGAAUCUAUUUGUCCCCGUCUUUCUAAACUGUUGGCUUGCCAAACAUGCCUUGGAAAAUAUGAUUAAUGAUCUGCACAGAGCCAUUCAGCGUACACAAUCUGCAAUGUUUAAUCAAGUUUUGAUUUUAAUAUCUACAUUACUAUGCCUUAUCUUCACCUGCAUUUGUGGAAUCCAACAUCUGGAACGAAUAGGGAAGAAGCUGAAUCUCUUUGACUCCCUUUACUUCUGCAUUGUGACAUUUUCCACUGUGGGCUUUGGGGAUGUCACCCCUGAGACAUGGUCCUCCAAGCUUUUUGUCGUUGCCAUGAUCUGUGUUGCUCUUGUGGUUCUACCCAUACAGUUUGAACAGCUGGCCUAUUUGUGGAUGGAGAGACAAAAGUCAGGUGGAAACUAUAGUCGACAUAGAGCUCAAACUGAGAAGCAUGUUGUUCUGUGUGUCAGUUCACUGAAGAUUGAUUUACUUAUGGACUUUUUAAAUGAAUUCUAUGCUCACCCAAGACUUCAGGAUUAUUAUGUGGUGAUUUUGUGUCCUACUGAAAUGGAUGUGCAAGUUCGAAGGGUACUGCAGAUUCCAAUGUGGUCACAAAGAGUAAUCUACCUUCAAGGCUCAGCCCUUAAAGAUCAGGAUCUGUUGAGAGCAAAGAUGGAUGAUGCUGAGGCCUGUUUUAUUCUGAGCAGCCGUUGUGAAGUGGAUAGGACAUCAUCUGACCACCAAACAAUUUUGAGAGCAUGGGCUGUAAAAGAUUUUGCUCCAAAUUGCCCUUUGUAUGUCCAGAUAUUAAAGCCUGAAAAUAAAUUCCAUAUCAAAUUUGCUGAUCAUGUUGUUUGUGAAGAAGAGUUUAAAUACGCCAUGUUAGCUUUAAACUGUAUAUGCCCGGCAACAUCUACACUUAUUACACUACUGGUUCAUACCUCUAGAGGGCAAGAAGGCCAGCAAUCGCCAGAACAGUGGCAGAAGAUGUACGGUAGAUGCUCUGGCAAUGAAGUUUACCACAUUGUUUUGGAAGAAAGUACAUUUUUUGCUGAGUACGAAGGAAAGAGUUUUACAUAUGCCUCUUUUCAUGCACACAAAAAGUUUGGCGUCUGUUUGAUUGGUGUUCGGAGGGAAGAUAAUAAAAACAUUUUGCUGAAUCCAGGUCCUCGAUAUAUUAUGAAUGCUACAGAUACAUGUUUUUAUAUUAAUAUUACCAAAGAAGAGAAUUCAGCGUUUAAAAACCAAGACCAGCAGAAAAGAAGCAAUGUACCAAGGUCAUUUUAUCAUGGACCUUCUCGAUUACCUGUACAUAGCAUAAUUGCCAGCAUGGGUACUGUGGCUAUAGACUUGCAAGACACAAGCUGUAGAUCAACAAGUGGCCCCACCCUGUCUCUUCCUACGGAGGGAAGCAAAGAAAUCAGAAGACCUAGCAUUGCUCCCGUUUUAGAGGUUGCAGAUACAUCAUCAAUUCAAACAUGUGAUCUUCUAAGUGAUCAAUCAGAAGAUGAAACUACACCAGAUGAAGAAAUUUCUUCAAACUUAGAAUAUGCUAAAGGCUACCCACCUUAUUCUCCAUAUAUAGGAAGUUCACCCACUUUUUGUCAUCUCCUUCAUGAAAAAGUGCCAUUUUGCUGCUUAAGACUAGACAAGAGUUGCCAGCAUAACUACUAUGAGGACGCAAAAGCCUAUGGAUUCAAAAAUAAGCUAAUUAUAGUUGCAGCUGAAACAGCUGGAAAUGGAUUGUAUAAUUUUAUUGUUCCUCUCAGGGCAUAUUAUAGACCAAAGAAAGAACUUAAUCCCAUAGUACUGCUAUUGGACAACCCCCUAGAUGAUUUACUCAGGUGUGGAGUGACUUUUGCUGCCAACAUGGUGGUUGUGGACAAGGAGAGUACCAUGAGUGCGGAGGAAGACUACAUGGCAGACGCCAAAACGAUUGUAAAUGUGCAGACCCUUUUCAGGUUGUUUUCCAGUCUCAGUAUUAUCACAGAACUUACUCACCCAGCCAACAUGAGAUUCAUGCAAUUCAGAGCCAAAGACUGUUACUCUCUUGCUCUUUCAAAACUGGAAAAGAAAGAACGAGAGAAAGGUUCUAAUUUGGCCUUUAUGUUUCGGCUGCCUUUUGCUGCUGGGAGGGUGUUUAGCAUCAGUAUGUUGGACACUCUUCUCUAUCAGUCAUUUGUAAAGGAUUAUAUGAUUUCUAUCACCAGACUUCUGUUGGGAUUGGACACUACUCCAGGAUCAGGGUUUCUUUGUUCCAUGAAAAUCACUGAGGAUGACCUGUGGAUCAGAACUUAUGCCAGACUUUACCAGAAGCUGUGCUCUUCUACCGGAGAUGUUCCCAUUGGAAUCUACAGGACUGAAUCUCAGAAACUUGCUACAUCUGAGUCUCAGAUAUCCAUCAGUGUAGAAGAGUGGGAAGACACCAAAGACUCCAAAGAACAAAGUCAUCACCGAAGCAACCACCGCAACUCAACUUCCAGUGACCAGUCAGACCAUCCCUUACUGAGGAGAAAGAGCAUGCAGUGGGCCCGAAGACUGAGCAGAAAAGGUCCAAAACACUCUGGUAAAACAGCUGAGAAAAUAACCCAGCAGCGACUGAACCUCUACAGGAGGUCAGAAAGACAAGAGCUUGCUGAACUUGUGAAAAAUAGAAUGAAACACUUGGGUCUUUCUACAGUGGGAUAUGUUCUAGUAAAUGAUUGUUCAUCCAAGUUCCAGCUGUGUUUCAUGAACAUUAUAACUCAAGGCUGGUCCUGUAAGCAGUGUGGCAGAUAACAGUUUGACUCUAAGAGACACAAAAAUGCAUGAACUGGCUGCAUGGGAGAAUCAUCAGGGAACAUAUUAUGUUUUUGCUAAUGAAACUUCUAUCAGGUACCUUGCAUUUAGUUAUUCUUGUUUUUUUUUUUUUUAAAUAAAUCUGUUAAUUUAAUUCUCACACUAACUCUUACAGAAAAGAAGAAUGGAUAUUGUCCACCUUCUUUUUUUCUCUCUCUUUUCAUCUUUCUUUCUUCCUGUCUCUGUCCCAUUCUAAUCAUCUAUUCAUCCAUAGGUCCAU